Molecule: messenger RNA, 327 nt
Organism: Letharia columbiana
Lineage: Eukaryota; Fungi; Ascomycota; Lecanoromycetes; Lecanorales; Parmeliaceae
Exons: 4
Coding region: 1-327 (108 amino acids)
Source: RefSeq, a predicted model, not a curated record
AUGCUUAUGGAUCUAACCUACAACAUACAUGGCUCCAACAACCCUAUCAAAAUCGAUGAUGCUCUGGGCCGGAUUCUGCCAGUCCCGUCCGAGUACAAUCUAUGGAAGAUCAACGCGAUCGUACUUGACCAAUUCAAAGUGGGAUCUGCUCAUGAGAAAGUAUCCUGUGGCGAAUACGAGCUUUUCAACGGUGUCGACUCAAGACAACCACUAUCUGACUCUGGAUUAGGAACGCUUGUCUCUGGCAUGAGCAUCACCAUGGCUUUCGUAAUCGGACUAUACGAGCAGCAGCCGUGCCACAUGCAGCGUCUGGUUCGACAUCUCUAG